This is a messenger RNA of Exophiala bonariae, 1779 nucleotides long. RefSeq lists its product as uncharacterized. Lineage: Eukaryota; Fungi; Ascomycota; Eurotiomycetes; Chaetothyriales; Herpotrichiellaceae. The record is from RefSeq and is a predicted model, not a curated record. The transcript has a single exon. Bases 1 to 1779 code for a protein of 592 amino acids.
AUGGCGAGAGCAGAUAGCACAACUCCUGUUAACCACCACUAUUCCCUUCCGAAUCAUAUACGCACCGACAGUAAACAACUGCUCGUCAGGCUGGACAGUGCGAGUACCUUCCAAACCAGUCUAUUACCCGCACGAUGCGGAAAGCCAGGUCGCAAAGACCGCAUACCCACGAAGGACGUAUGGCUGUUUUGCACAGAGAUUGCCUGCCUUACCGCAGCUCUGCUGAUCGUCUUUCAGUCCCGUUUAGCAAUAUGGCUGGGCCAGAUCAACCAACUGAUUGGCAUCGGCUUCCUGCUCGCCAUCAUGGCCAUGUGCCUUGAAGGGUUGAUGCUCCGCACUGCGCUCAUUCAUACUGCCACUCGAAGUGGCUCCUCAAUCCAAGAUCUCGAUGCAUUAUUGAGGAAAGACCCAUUCUCAUCGAGGCACGUCCACAUCGCUUACCGAAUCCUUCUUUUCCUUUUGUUGGGCCUGCCUUUGUUGCUGAGCGUGGCAUAUAAGAAAUUCGUCGGGGGUGAAAGCACUAUUAUUGUGGACCAUGGUGAUGGAUUUUUUGGCUUCUCAUCCACACCCGGGAAACAAAGGAUAGGUGACGGCCUCUCCAUCCUCUCCGACGUCUACGUGCCAUUCUGGAUCAGCCCUGAGCUCAACCAGACGUAUGGCUUUAACAUGUACAUCCCAGAGGACAACAAAACCGGUGUAAUCGUUGACUCUCCAUUUCCUUCAUAUCUCACAAGUCUUCAGUCCAGUCUCAAUGGUGGAGAAUCCCUGACUCUAUCGGCAACUGUCAACGCAACCGUGUCAGAAAUGAUAAAUCCAACCUCAGAAGAACGAAACAGCGAGGACUUCUGGGUAGAUGUGCAGAAUCAAUUCGAUCACCCUGCCACACAGAACGGUGGCGACACCAAUGGGGCUAACAACGCAAUGUGGGCAGGCAUGAGUGGAAAUUUUCUGACGAAUUUCUCCGUCAUGUACUUUUCAGCGUGGAAUACGACAAGGAACGAGACUUUCUUCUCCGAAGCUAUCCGCACCGAACAGUCGAGACGUCAGGCUAGAGCCACGUGGUGGAUAUCGUCGACCAACAUAACGCUCAUCCAAGCGGAUCUGAUACCCGAGAGCACUCUUGAGAACCAGUUCCUCCUCCAAAACAACGCCAUCGGCCUGCAGGAGAUGUUCAGUACCUUUCUUGGGGAGUACGACUGGCACAAUCGUGCCGGCGCUUUUGAUUUCCCCUACCCCGAUGGUAGCUUGGGACCAAAUGGUGAACUGAGAUAUUUCCAGCCCGUCAACACCGUACCUGCGCUGGCAGCCACGAUGGCUUGGGCCCGGAUCACCAGCUUGGAUACCAUCGAUCGACCUGGCGGUGUCCGAAACACGGAAAUGAGUGCCUUGACAGGAUACUCAAAAGGAGCGGAGGCCAUUCUCACAAUUCGUACUGUACCGACACUCCGAAGAGAUCCGCUAUUGGUGAUCGUUCUGUUAGUCAAUCCGGUAUUGUGCCUGUUUUGCGUCCUCGUGAAAGCGACCUGGCUCUACGGAAGUCCCAUGGGGGACGAUACCAAUAUCAUCUCCCUGCUGGCAGCAGCCGAGGGUAGUGACACGAGUGCAUUGAGGGGAGCUUCACUCACUGGCACGUUGAAUAGAAAAGUCACAAUCGUGUUUCAUAUGGAAAGCGAUAGUAUGACUGUAAGACCUGGCUUGGAGCGCCGGUUCGAUCAUGUUGUGAUGACGCUCGAUGGCCUUUUACCAGAACAGGGGAACAUGCAGCGUGGUAGUUUUUGA